UCGGCUAUUGUAGCCGAGCACGUUGUAGCCUAGUCAAGCCAGUCGUUCGCUUUUCGAUCCUUGUUGUUUUGUUCUCUGUCGGCUUUUUUUGUUUCAUUCCGUAAUGUCGCAUAUUUUAGUCAAGUGGGCGUCGACCGAACAGUGGGAUGUGUAUGAGACUAGACGCAUGGUCGAUGUAGCCACUGCCACAUCGAUUAUGAAAGAUGCUACUGUGGUGGAGGCUUUAGUCGGCAAAACCUUCAAGGUGCUUUGGAAGGAUGGAGACGAGGCAUGUGACGCAUACCUGGUGGCUGCUGGUGAGGCAGACAAAAUGGAAAGAAAGAGGACGAAGUUAGCCACACGUGCAGAACGCAACCCUUUGACAAAGAAAACGCCAUGCUGUGACCACGUGUCACAAAUCGAAGCCCUCAUGGCGGAAAAUGCAGUCCUGAAAGAACGGCUUCGAGAACACAAAGAUUUAAUCGACACUUCCAAAAUGCUUAAAAAGCUGCAGCGGGCUGUUGACAAGUUGACAUCAGCUUCUGAAGGGGCAAAGCCUGCCGAGCCUGAAGAGAACACGCAACGAGAUAUUGGUGGAGGCGUCAUGGUGUCUCAGGCCACACUGACGAGGCUGGAACAAACCUACCAUGAUGCUCCAUGCAAAUUUUCAAGGGCACUGAUUAGGGUGCUUUUCACUGAUGAGGAGCUUGCCAACAAGACACUUUUUGGCCGGCAGGCAAACAGCCAUAAAGAAAACAAGGUGAAACCAGCCUUGGACCAGACGAGGGUCUCUGCACUCCUUG
This is a messenger RNA of Dermacentor albipictus, 782 nucleotides long. The record is from RefSeq and is a predicted model, not a curated record. NCBI's taxonomy places the organism in Eukaryota, Metazoa, Arthropoda, Arachnida, Ixodida, Ixodidae.